ACCAGCUCUCAACAUGGCUGGGAAAAAGAAGAGUCCCGGUAACUCCCCGAACAAGAAAAAAACGAAAGGGAAAGGCAAAAAAGGCAAGGCAAAAACCGCUGAGGAACCUGUGCAAGAAAUACCGCAAGAAGAGCCGAAGGAGAAGAAGGAAGUCCCUGAACCGCCACCUGGUAUCGUCCCUUUAUUUUUCACCACGCAAACUCAACAAAUUUUCAACAUUUUGGCAGAUGUUAAUGUCUCAAAGGAGUCGCCCAAUGCUGUGCUUAGCAAAAGUGCAAUCCUUGAAGACCUAAGCACCAGGAAAGCGAUUUCAGACUUUCACCCCAUCAAUGAACUUGUAUCGGGGUAUCCAGGAGACGAGAUUCUAGUUGUUUAUGACGCUGACUUUGUCUUUGGCGAGAACUUCUAUGUUUGUGUCACUGAGGAAGCGAAAGAAAGCAUCUUGUUCCCCCCUGACGCCGAAGAAGAGGAGGAAGAUCCGUUCGCGCUCCCAGACAUCCCAUACAUUCCCCCGGAGCCAAAGCCAUGGCAAAACCUUGGCAGUGACGUCGAAGUCACGGACGAAAACGUGAUCGAAUCUCGGCCAAAACUCAAACUCUCCAUUAUGAAGCCCCGCCGAUACUUCUCUGAGAAAUGCAUCUUCAGCAACCGUGACACUGACGCUGGUAAAGACACAUAUCAGGAGUGUUUGCCGAACUAUGAACGGAGAAACGUUGUCUGCCGGAAGGAGCUCGACAAGGGAACACAAGCCGUGCCUCAAGAGGAGGUAAAAAUGAUACAGACUGACUACCGUAGGCCCCUCAACCAGUGGUCUCAAUAUGUGCCGCGGGAACUGACCGAAGAGGACAAGGGAGACGUGAUGGAGUCAGAUCGCAUGGGCCGUUUCGUGAAGGAUGUCACUCCUGCGAUGGAAGCGGCGUUGCAACAGAACGAAAUCAUCAAUGUCUUCCGCAAUGACUGGGAACAGCUGAAUCCCGGCAAGUCAAUGAUGUCAGAACGCCAGGAAACAUACUUGAAAGAGUACCAGUCAUUUCAGGAUCUGCAUUACAGCAAGGACAAACAGAUCAUAUGCGAAGAUUGGCAUGCGACGAUCCCAGGGCUGGUGGGAGUAAGCUGCGUGGAGCAGAUGUCCUACGAUGUCAGACUGAGGAACAUGUCUCGGAUAAUGAUGGUGCCGUCACUCGUUCUCAUGUGGAACUAUCAGGACCCCAUCCACCCACGUCUGCUGCUGGAAUCGCCUGACGACUGCUUUGUCUUCCGAUUCAACCCAGUCAAUCCGAACAUUGUGGCCGGUGGUUGUAUCAGCGGGCGCAUCGUGAUAUGGGACCUCACUCAGUACUACGGUAGACUGGCGAUGACCGAAAGCUCAAUCCAGAUGAAGAAACUGUCAUUUCUCAGUUCGUUAGUGGAAGACAACGAGGGAAAAAUUCCCGUCGUGCAGCCGGUGGCCUCUACGCACAUCGACUUCGGGCACUCAUCUUGCGUGACAGACCUGCAGUGGCUUUUGCCUCCCUAUGUCGUGGACAGACAGGGAAGGGUGACCGAAGACUCUGUCAAACCUGAAGAAGAAGAGUGUCACCAGAUCAUAUCCUGCGCUGGCGAUGACCACUUCUUAGUGUGGGACAUCACACCACAAAAGCCACGCAGGGGCGCGGCACCAGAAGCAGAAAGCCAUGAUAAGGAUCGAUGGCAGCUUCUCAACCACAACUGGCGUCCUGUCAUCCGCAUCUUCCUUCCCAGUCGUGCAGCUGGGAUCCCAUACAGUAUAUGCCAGUUUCGCCUGAAAAACGCGAAGAAAGAUUCGAAGGGUGGCGGGGAAGUAGAAGAGUCUGGAGAAAAGACGAAGACUACAGCACCAGAGAUGGCAGACGACGUGACGAAAAGCCCAGUCAGCAUAUAUGCUGGGACCCAGGCGGGAGACGUGCUCUUCACCGAUCUCCGAGUGAGACGAGACUCGGACACGAACAGGACCGUGCUGUGCGAGCUGCAUGAACAGCAGGUACACGCUGCUCCUAUCAGGUCCAUUUGCAUCUCGCCGUUUUUCGAUGACAUGGUGCUCACAGUCGGUGGUUUUCGAUUCGCCGUCUGGAAAGUGGGUAUCAAGUGGGAGCCACUAAUGGUGUCAGCUGAAGCUCCCGCUCGUCGGACCAGCGGCGCGUGGUCGCUCUCACGCCCUUCGAUGUUCUUCAUCGGCCGUCAGGAUGGCUCGGUCGAGGUCUGGGACAUGCUGGACCGAGCACAGGAGCCUUUGCUGUCACAGAACCUGUCGGGUGUGGAGGUGACAAGCCUGAACAUCAAAAAACUUGGACGCCGACAAGUUCUGUCAGUCAGUGACAAUUCGGGAAACCUGCACUUGCUGGAGAUUCCUCUAGUGCUGUCGCAGUUAGACGGGGACGAACAGCAAAUGUUAGAGAACCUGUUUAAACGCGAGACGACCAGACAAGAGAUCCAGGCGAAGAAACGGGCUGAAAGACAAGCGGCGGAGGAGAAAACGGGCGAAGCUCCUCCACCCGAGAGUGCCGAACCUCCCGAGAAGUCGCAGGAUCACCCAGGAGGAUCAGCGGCAGGACUAGUGCAGAUGGCGCAGGACGACUUCGAUGGCCAGUCAGUGUAUGACGGUUAUCUGGAGACCGAAGGAAGGCUGGUAAACCAGCUGGCGGGUGCCAAAGAUACAGGCACUAACGAGAGUGGCGUGUAGAUGUAGUAAUAAGUAUGUCUAUGCUCAAGUAUGCAUGUUGUAUAUGUUCUCUAGUCAGUUGGAGGAUGAUUUAUGCGGUUUGCAUUGCAAUAGGUUGUUAAUUGGUGACAUGGUAGUUGACCCAUGAGAAUCACCCAAGCAGUCGCUUACCUAAAGUUGUUGCUGUCCGGUGCAUCAGAUACUCGAUAUCGUAUGUCGCCAACACACAAGAGUGGUCUGGUCUGUCAAAUAAAGAAUAUCCCCAAACAUGCA
Amphibalanus amphitrite is the source of this 2950-nucleotide messenger RNA. It is a transcript of the gene mmm, whose product is annotated as dynein axonemal intermediate chain 3-like. The coding region runs from base 14 to 2698 and encodes 894 amino acids. Gene Ontology annotation, molecular function: dynein light chain binding; dynein heavy chain binding. Lineage: Eukaryota; Metazoa; Arthropoda; Thecostraca; Balanomorpha; Balanidae. The transcript has a single exon. Gene Ontology annotation, biological process: inner dynein arm assembly; cilium movement involved in cell motility. The record is from RefSeq and is a predicted model, not a curated record. Gene Ontology annotation, cellular component: inner dynein arm.